AGCCGCCUCAGGCAGCGCACCCGGCCCCGCUGCUCGGCGAUCCAUUGCUCUCCCCGCAGGGCCGCGGCCCUCCCUCGGUCACGCCCCGCGGCGGCCCCUUCGCUGGCCUCCGCCCACACGCUCCUUCCUCAGGUCGCGCCAGGCGGAGGCGCGGCUGCCCGAGCGCUGGUGCCCAGACGUGGCUCCCGGGCGGAAGGAACAUGUUGGAUUUCGCCAUCUUCGCCGUCACCUUCUUGUUGGCAUUGGUGGGAGCCGUGCUCUACCUCUACCCGGCUUCCAGACAAGCUGCAGGAAUUCCAGGGCUUACUCCAACUGCAGAAAAAGAUGGUAACCUCCCAGAUAUUGUGAACAGUGGAAGUUUGCAUGAGUUCCUGGUUAAUUUGCAUGAGAGGUUUGGGCCUGUGGUUUCUUUCUGGUUUGGCAGUCGGCUUGUGGUCAGUUUGGGCACCGUGGAUGUGCUAAAGCAGCACAUCAACCCCAACAAGACAUCGGACUCUUUUGAAACCAUGCUGAAGUCAUUAUUGAGGUAUCAGUCAAGUGGUGAGAGUGUGAGCAAAAUCCACAUGAGGAAAAAAUUGUAUGAAAAUGGGGUGACUACUUCUCUGCAGAGUAAUUUUACCCUUCUUCUAAAGCUUUCAGAAGAAUUGUUAGGUAGAUGGCUUUCCUACCCGGAGGGCCAGCAUGUACCCCUUAGCCAGCAUAUGCUUGGUUUUGCUAUGAAGUGUGUUACACAGUUAGUCAUGGGAAGUACAUUUGAAGAUGAACAGGAAGUCAUUCGCUUCCAAAAGAAUCAUGGCACAGUUUGGACUGAGAUUGGAAAAGGCUUUCUAGAUGGGUCGCUUGAUAAAAAUACAACUCGGAAAAAGCAAUAUGAAGAUGCGUUUAUGCAGCUGGAAUGUACCUUAAAGAAAAUCAUAAAAGAGCGAAAAGGAAGGAACUUUAGUCAACAUAUUUUCAUUGAUUCCUUAGUACAUGGGAACCUUAAUGACCAACAGAUUUUAGAAGAUGGUAUGAUAUUUUCAUUGGCCGGGUGCAUAGUAACUGCAAAAUUAUGUACCUGGGCAAUCUGUUUUUUGUCUACCUCUGAAGAAGUUCAAAAUAAACUAUAUGAAGAAAUAGACCAAGUUUUUGGGAAAGGACCUGUUACUCCAGAAAAAAUUGAACAUCUCAGAUAUUGUCGGCAAAUACUUUGUGAAACUGUUCGGACUGCCAAACUGACACCGGUUUCUGCCCGGCUUCAGGAUAUUGAAGGAAAAGUGAAUCAGUUUGUAAUUCCUAGAGAGACUCUUAUUCUGUAUGCCCUUGGAGUGGUUCUCCAGGAUCCUGAUGCUUGGCCAUCACCCUACAAGUUUGAUCCAGACCGGUUUGCAGAUGAGUCAGUAAUGAAAACUUUCUCCUCACUUGGAUUUUCGGGCACGCAGGAAUGUCCAGAAUUGAGGUUUGCAUAUACGGUGUGCACAGUACUUCUGAGUGUAUUGGUAAGGAGACUUCGCCUACUUUCCGUGGAGGGACAAGUUGUUGAAAUGAAGUAUGAGUUGGUAACAUCAUCAAGGGAAGAAGCUUGGAUCACUGUCUCAAAGAGAUAUUGAACUUGUAUGCAUUUAAGGUUUUUGUUAAAUUGAACAAGGAAAAUGUCCAUUUAGAAAAUUUGUGUUGUAUACUUUUCAUAAACCGAAUGUCAUUUUGUAAUAUAAAACCUACUAGCACUUUAUUAUGUAAAUUUGAUUUUACAUACAAAUUUUUAAUUGCAUGAUAAACAUUUAUACUUUUCAUAACAAUAUGUUGAUAAUUUUAUUGGAAAUAUUUACUUGUAUUUUUCAUUGCUUUCUAUGCCAUUAUUUUCAUCUUCUCUUUCUUUGUUUCAUUUCUAAAACGUAUUUUUUAUUGGAAUGAGGCUUUGCUAUGGCAGUUAAGGUGCCAUGGAAAGUGCCCACAUCCCAUAUCUGAGUUCCUGGGUUCAGAGUAUGGCUUUACCUCUGAUCCCCGCUUCCUGCCAGUAUUCAAUCUUAGAGGCUAGUUAAUCAGGUAGUUAAUUAGAUCCCUGCUAGUCAUGUCCAAAACCUGGGUUGAGCUCUGGACUCCAGUUUCAGCCUGGUUCCACUUUGGCCAUGGCAGAUAGUUGGGGACUGAACUACUUGAUGGAAGAUCUCUGGUUUUUGCUGUAUAUUUCGUAACUUUCAAAUGAAAUGGAAAAGAAAAAUUCUUGAAGAGCAAAGCUACUUUGUACAAAUUAGGGAAUCAUGUUUUCUGAGUAUUUUAUAAAAACACAUAGUCUUAAUUCUUUAAAAAAAAGAUUUAUUUUUAUUGGAAAGUCAGACUUACAUAGACAAAGAGAGAGAGAGAAUGAUCUUCUGUUUGAUGGUUCACUCCCCAAGUGGCUACAAUAACUGGAGCCAAUCUGAAGUUCUGGAGCUUCUUCCAGAUCCCCCACGUGAAUGCAGGGUCUCAAGGCUUUAUAAUCCUCAAUUUUUUUCCCAGGCCACAAGCGGGGAGCUGGAUGGGAAGUUGGGCUGCCGGGAUUAGAACUGGUACUCAUAUGGGAUCCCAGUGGAUGCAUGGUGAGGAUUUAGCCACUAGGCUAUCUUGCCAGGCAACCGUAAUUCCUUUAUGUACAUCAAUAAAUCGCCUUCAAGUGAAAUAAAAAGGACUUUCCAUGAUUUAGUUUUGUGGAGUAGUAAUCUUUAUUUUCUGGCCCUAUAUCAAUUAGUUUGCUUUAAUCAUGUUUAUUAGGUCUGAAUGAUUCAUUGGGAAAUAUUCACCUUGCAGUUGUUAUAUAUUUCUUCUUACUUCACCACACAGUGCUCAUUUCAUGGCUUCCUCAAGGCUUCCCAGUUUGAACCAUUUUGGGUAGUUUGGAAAUUAUAUGGCUGAUUGUGAAUGUGCUUUGAAGCAUCUUUCCUGUGGCACAAACUGUGAAUUUAGCUUAUUUUUCCAUCUUGCUGGAAGUCUCAGUAUCACUGAAUCUCUUCAUUAAUUCUCAUUUGUGGAAAAACCAGAAUUCCUAAAUUUGAUAUUCUUGUAUUGUAUAAAUCCAAGAUCAAGGACUAAUUUUGUGGUACCACACGCUAAGCCACUGUCUGCCAUGCCUGCAUCGCAUAUCAGAACUUCCAACUUGUGUUCCCCAAUUCUGAUCCAAUGCACUUGGGAAGACGGCAGGUGAUGGCCUAAGUGUUUCAGUGCCUGCCACCCUUGUGGGAGACCUGGCUGCAGUUCUGGGAUCCUGGCUUAGGCCUGGCCUGGCUGUGGCUGUUGUUGCCAUCUGGGGAGUGAACUAGGAAAAAGAAGAUCUCUCUCUGUAUUUAUUAGUCUCUCUCCCUCUCUCUGUCACUCUACCUUUCAAAUCAAUAAAUCU
Molecule: messenger RNA, 3352 nt
Organism: Ochotona princeps (American pika)
Lineage: Eukaryota; Metazoa; Chordata; Mammalia; Lagomorpha; Ochotonidae
Product: cytochrome P450 20A1
Exons: 13
Coding region: 201-1589 (462 amino acids)
Cellular component (GO): membrane
Molecular function (GO): oxidoreductase activity, acting on paired donors, with incorporation or reduction of molecular oxygen; heme binding; iron ion binding
Source: RefSeq, a predicted model, not a curated record